UAAGGCGACCCCAGUUGAAGGUCUAGGCGUUCUAGGAGUGCUUCAAUUCAGAAAAAUAGUGUGUUGUGGCGACGUCAAACCCCGGCUAUUCUCAUAUCAUAAGGCCCUCGCCGCCAUGGCUUCUACGCAACAGACAGGGGUUUCUGCGCCUCCCUCCAAUGUGGAAUCUCCAACAGUGCCCUCUGGGGGCGCACCGCUCGGUGGGUCCCUAGCAGACACAAAUGUCAGAUCUUCUCCUGCGCCGCCUAGUAAUGCAUCAGUACAAGCCGAUAGUACAAGGUCGAAGCGCACAAAACGGGAUAGCCGCAAGAAGCGCGAGGCUAGAGCUCUGGAUCAAGAAUCACAGCCCACCAAGAAGAGGACUAUUACUGUUCAAAGCACCGCGCUUCCGAGUUCGGACUUAAGCAUCUUGCGACCUCUGUUGCUUGCUGAGCCUCGAGCUUCGGAUUUACUGCCCCCGCAACCUCGUCAGAUGAAUUUGGUGAACACAAAGAAGUCAGAGGUUACGGGUCAGAGCUGGGAUUUUUAUGAGGUUGUCGACAAGCUUACGAAUAAGAAUGGUUUCCGUUAUAGCUACGCAAUUGCCGACCCAGCCUUUCCACACAUCAAGUAUCGACAAACUGAUGUCUCACCCUACCAUGCUCGGUUUAGCUUUGAAGACUCACCCGCUGCGAUUCUCUUCACUGAAGAUGCUCGUGCUGUAACGACCAACGAGCCUUGGCAUACUGCACGAGCCAACGUGUGCGCGCGAGAAGGAUCUUACUAUUAUGAGGCGCGCAUAGUAAGUGGUGUUGUGAAUGAUUCACCGCCAGCUUCAGUUGGAAGCACUUUUCCUGCACGAGGUCAUGUCCGUCUCGGAUUCGCACGGAGGGAAGCUGAUCUUGAUGUCAAUGUCGGAAUAGACUGUUACGGCUAUGGUAUACGUGAUGUGAAUGGCGAGGUGGUCAACCGAAUGCGUUGCGAAUACUUCUUUCCAAAAGGCGAGUCCAUUCGAGAAGGGGAUGUCAUUGGGCUUCUAAUCACGCUGCCCCCCCUGGCCCUUCACAAGAAAAUCGUUGAAGGCACAUAUGAGCCCAAUGCCCAUGGUGAUGCUUCAAUCACGACUUCAGACCCACCGUCCGUCACCAACAUCAUCCGUGACCGCAUUCCGUUCCAUUACAAGUCCGAUUUCUGCUGGCAACAAUCAAAUGUUUUCCCCACGAAACAACUACGGGAUUAUGCAUUCAACCUUAAAGAGACGCCGACAUUCGGCCCGCCUUCCCCGCUCAAUGGCGAAGAUGCAUCUUUACGUACUCUUCCAGGUUCCAGUAUCACAGUAUUCAAAAAUGGAGUGAAGAUGGGCACUCCCUUCAAAGAACUGUAUGCCUUUCUCCCUCCCGCGAGCAGAUUGGCCAAUGGCACCAAUAAUCUGGGAAUUGGAGAGCGUGAGAACGCCGAUGAUGGGAUGAUCGGUUAUUACCCUGCUGUUAGUUGUUACGGUGGAGGUGCUGUUGAAUGCCGCUUCGAUGGCCCAUGGUGGUUUGGUCCGCCAGCCCAUACCGAGAGCAACGAGCCAGUGUACGGAAUAGGAGAGCGAUUUAACGAGCAGAUAGUUGAAGAUGUCAUCGCCGAUAUCGUUGAUGAAGUGGAAGCCAUGUGCGUUUGGGGCGGUGUGGAUGGUAAUGUUGUUGGCAAUGCUGAAGUCGAUGGGUCUGGUCCUGGAGCAGUUGUCGGGGGCUCGGAGGUGAUGAGGGGGGGCGUGGAGAUUGCCUACGAGUCUACUAUACCAUCCGAUUCUAGAGUUCAUGAUGCAACUCUAGCCAACGUCACUAGCCACGAGCCCGCCACUCUAGGGGACCAUGGCCCAGGUCGCACCACUUCUGAAAAUGUGAUGAGUCUUGAUACUGCGGGUACACUUGAUCUGGGGACACAAUUGUCUGCGGCACUAGACACCGCGGCGGGCGAUGAAGACGUGGAAAUGUCAUGAACGACGAAAUUCGAUUCGCAUCGCAUGAUACCCUUUUGUAUGAUAUUUGUAUUCAAAGACAUGAACCUAGUCACCGAAUUCGAAGGUCCUAUGUCGAAUUUCUUGCGGC
This is a messenger RNA of Aspergillus aculeatinus CBS 121060, 2075 nucleotides long. RefSeq names its product SPRY domain-containing protein. Gene Ontology annotation, cellular component: Set1C/COMPASS complex. The record is from RefSeq and is a predicted model, not a curated record. The coding region runs from base 116 to 1966 and encodes 616 amino acids. Gene Ontology annotation, molecular function: transcription cis-regulatory region binding; protein binding. The transcript has a single exon. NCBI's taxonomy places the organism in Eukaryota, Fungi, Ascomycota, Eurotiomycetes, Eurotiales, Aspergillaceae.